AUGUCAAUCUACACGCGAUGUCCACAGCGGAUAGGUUGCGCAUCUGCGCACCGCGCCAGAUGGGGGCGCCGAUUUGUGCGCAGCUAUGCCUCAGACACGGUCGACGAUCCUGAAUGGUUCCAGCAAGUGCGCACCGACUUGCUGAGUCGAAAGCCACAAGAGUAUCGCGAAGACAUAGACGUAUUUCACUACGAACACCUUCGCACAACCCUUGCGGCAUUUCCACCACAAUUCCCUGGGCUAGUUGUUGGACGCCGACAAUUAGUCCCGUUACCCGAUGUUCUGACACGCUUCAAUGCCGCAAUAAAGACCUCAGCGCUCCUGCCUGAUGGCACCGACCCCCUACACAGUCCAGGCGAGCCGUGGGCGCGGCGCAUGUGGGCAGGCGGAGCUGUCAGGCUCAACCCCAAUCUCAGUUCCAUGUUGGGGCGCCCAUACAGGACACUGUCCGGGCCGGUGGAGACGGCCAUAUGUGUCGAGCGCAUAAAAGACGUUCGGCUGCGGGGAACUGGCGACAAGGCCAAAAUAUUCAUGACGGUCGAGCGAAGCUUUUCCCCUGCACCUGCAAAGGCACGCAGAGGCGCUGCUAAAAAGAAAGUGCAGGAUGCUGCCAACAUCAGCGACGAUUGGGGCGAUGUUUGGAUGAAGGAGGAGCGCCGUCUUGUUUUCCUCCAACCAAAGAGAGCGACUGCACUCGAGGCCAUACAGGCUGGCGUCACACUGGUACCCAGGUACCUGCAGCCACUGACGGACCCGGAAAUCGCACACAAGCUCACGCCGACGUGUUCCCUCCUCUUUCGGUACUCUGCGCUUACCUUCAACGGCCACCUGCUACACCUCGAUCCCAGAUACGCGCAAGAUGUCGAGGGCCAUCGCAAUACGCUUGUGCAAGGACCGCUCACGCUCACGCUGAUGCUUUUGGCGCUGGACAAGCAUGUCCUCGCUCCAAAAGGCAUCGAUUCUGAAAGGAUGGAAUCAAUCGAGUACCGCAACCUAUCUCCGCUUUACUGCGACGAGGAGCUGCGCGUAUGCGUAAAGAACAAGAAGCGGGAAUUAACCGGGAAUACUUGGGACGUCUGGAUCGAGGGUCCUACAGGCGGUCUGGCUGUCAAGGCGGUUGUGCGAACGGUUGAACUUGAAGAUUCACGUAAAGAAACUGCCGUGUCCACCGAUCCUGCAGCAGAUGCUGUGGUAAACACAGGUCUGCCAGUCGCCAACACGAUCGCCCCUGAAGCCGAAAACAAGUCCGCUGCACCCAACCACGAGGACUCCAGCAGUCAGCAGCCACAGGCGCAACCCACAACCCAGCUCGAGGCACCUCUCCCCGACACCUCGUACAAAGAGUACUCGCGACAUUGGCGCAAAGAGCGCAUCGGCAAGGCCCUGCGCUAUCUCUACUUCGACAGGUCGCCGCUCUUGACCCAGACUGAAGUUGCACGCGACCCUCCAGUCGGCAGUUCUCGCCCGGAGAAGCGUUCGGGCCCCCUGCCAUUCUUCGAGUUGAUGGAGAAAAGGGCCCAGGAACCGCCGCGCAAACUUACCUUUAGGAAGGUCAAUCAGCUAGUCGUGCGCAAAACAGCUAUUGCCUCAAGAAACGCGGCGAGAUAG
Boeremia exigua is the source of this 1608-nucleotide messenger RNA. RefSeq lists its product as uncharacterized. Gene Ontology annotation, cellular component: mitochondrion. The record is from RefSeq and is a predicted model, not a curated record. NCBI's taxonomy places the organism in Eukaryota, Fungi, Ascomycota, Dothideomycetes, Pleosporales, Didymellaceae. Bases 1 to 1608 code for a protein of 535 amino acids. Gene Ontology annotation, molecular function: (3R)-hydroxyacyl-[acyl-carrier-protein] dehydratase activity. The transcript is spliced from 2 exons.